Molecule: messenger RNA, 1287 nt
Organism: Anopheles nili
Lineage: Eukaryota; Metazoa; Arthropoda; Insecta; Diptera; Culicidae
Exons: 6
Coding region: 1-1287 (428 amino acids)
Molecular function (GO): protein binding
Source: RefSeq, a predicted model, not a curated record
AUGUUCACCGAAAGGAGCAUCCUGCGUCGUUUAUAUAAUGCUUUAAUUUUCAUGCACCUGAUCUACGUCACCCGGUCGUUCGGUGUCAUCUUCGAGGAGUACGUCGUGGACCAGGGCCGCAAUCUGACGUUACGCUGUGACUCCAAACAUCCGGUCAAAUGGGUACGCGAGGGUCGCCGAGAGGACGUCGGCCAGUUUCAGACGGAUGGUUCGCUUGUUCUAACGAACUUGACGGCUAGGGAUAGUGGCCGGUAUACCUGUUCAGCAGCGAUACCAACCCUCACAACAGUGGCCGUACUGGAAGAAGUAGACAGUGGUGGCAACGACACUGGCUCCUCACCUGGUUCCGCUACGUCAGGAUCCUCGUACGAACCGGGUGACACAAGUUCCGGCUACGAGAACUCAACAGCAGAUCCGUACGAGCCCGACAGCUUGGACGGUGCAGCAGUUUCGGUGACUGAGGAGCACUUCGUCGAGCUGUUGAAGGUGAACGUGAAGGUGCGAACGCCACCGCUGGCGGUGUCGAACUUCUACGUCCGUGCCUCCACCAUCAUCGCCGUGCUGGUGUGGGAGGUGAUGCCAAACCGGACGGGUGGGUACGCGAUCCGUGACUUCACCGCCGAGAUGCGCCGGAUGCGUGACACAUCCGUCAGUGAAAAUGUCACCGCCGCACCGGAGUUGCCUUGGGAAACGAUUGAUCCGCGCCACAUCAGCCCAAACGCGCGUCAACUUGAGAUCUAUCAUCUGAUCCCGAACACGACGUAUGAGUUUCGCAUCUGGGGCAACAACCAGCUCGGGGCCGGCGAAAUUGUGACCAUCCUCGCGACGACCCAACCGCGCAUGGAGGAGAAAGAUCUCGUCCGGCGCAUCAUGAUUGACGCGAAGAACUUUGACACCCGUGUCUGGAUAGCGGCUGUCGGCAUCGUCAUGGGGACGCUUGUCAUCCUGUCACUUGGCACCUGCAUCGUGCUAUACAAGGAGUGCCGUGAGCCUGCCGCCAACGAUAAGGACGAGGAGCUGGACAGUCUCGAGCUGGUGCCGAACAUCAUCCUGAAUCCGGGCUUCUGCGAUUCGGACGACCAGGGGCAGAACCCGCUGUCGCCGCCGAUACCGCGCACGUUGCCGUACAACCGUUAUCGGAGCCACGGCCACGACGGUACCGGUGGGAAUGGCGGCGUCGGUGGCGACGACGACGACGAGGAUGACGACGAGGAUGACGAGGAACCGAUGACGUUCAGCCGGCGCAUGUCGAUCUUCUUUACCGGCAACACGAUCAAGCGGAUUUGA